Messenger RNA from Salvelinus fontinalis (brook trout), 3681 nucleotides. Its product is annotated as zinc finger protein OZF-like. Bases 323 to 1840 code for a protein of 505 amino acids. The transcript has 2 exons. The record is from RefSeq and is a predicted model, not a curated record. Gene Ontology annotation, biological process: regulation of transcription by RNA polymerase II. Lineage: Eukaryota; Metazoa; Chordata; Actinopteri; Salmoniformes; Salmonidae. Gene Ontology annotation, molecular function: DNA-binding transcription factor activity, RNA polymerase II-specific; RNA polymerase II cis-regulatory region sequence-specific DNA binding.
CUUCUUCAACAACUGCAGCUACCUCGGUAGCUCGCUGGCCAACAAAGUCGGAACAUUCAAGUUUUUUAGACAAUUUCGUGGUUUAUUUGCAACUAUGAUUGAAACAUACUCACGUGGAAACAACUAGCUACCGCAUUUAAUGUAUUAUUUACGUUGUAAGUCAACUAGCUGGCUGGUUAAGUUAGCACUAGUCUAGUCGCUAAUGCUAACUAGCUAUUAUUCCCCCACAUUUAAUGUAAUAUUUACGUUGUAAGUCAACUAGCUGGCUGUUUAAGUUAGCACUAGUCUAGUCGCUAAUGCUAACUAGCUAUUAUCCCCGACCAUGAGUUCACUAAGCUACUCUCCUCCUGCUAAAGAAGAGGUCUGCUGGACGGAGAAAGAAGCUCUCGUGAAAGAGGAGGAGGAAGAGGAGAAUAUCACAGUAAAACAAGAAGACGUUGAGGCUGUUACAGUUAAAGAAGAAGAUAAAGACGUUUCAUUGAAAAAAGAGGAAGACGCGUUCAGAGUGAAAGAGGAGGAGGAUGUUACAGUAAAAGUAGAGGAGGAAGAGAAAAAGGAGGAUGCAGUUUUUGGAGUGAAAGAGGAGGAGGAGGAGAUGACUGUCACAUCCAAAAUGGAGGAGGAAACUGGAUUUCUGGGCCCGGUUUCCCAAACGCAUCUUAAGGCAUCUAAUGGUUCUAACGAUGAAUUUAGCCAUACGGUGGUUUUGGGAAAACGAGCCCUGAUUAACACUAGAGAGAGACGGGAUUAUCGUGGAUCCUCUGGGGAUCCUCAACAACAACAUGAUGCUGAGGAGGCAGAGAAAAGUCUCUCCAGAUCAGAACUCCUCAAGAAACACCAGCAGAGAUCCACAGGGAAGAAAUCUUACUCCAAAUCUACAUCAGAACUUAAAAUACACCAGAGAAUACACACAGUAGAGAAAUCUUAUGUCUGUGAUCAAUGUGGGAAGAGUUUUACUGAGUCACGCAUCCUGAAAUCACACCAGAGAACACACACAGGAGAGAAAUCUUAUGGCUGCGAUCAAUGUGGGAAGAGAUUUACUCAACCAGACAGCCUGAUAGUGCACCAGAGAAUACACACAGGAGCGAAACCUUAUAGCUGUUAUCAAUGUGGGAAGAGUUUUACUACAUCUAGCCAUCUAAUUGUACACCAGAGAACACACACAGGAGAGAAACCUUAUGGCUGUGAUGAAUGUGGGAAGAAAUUUACUGCGUCAAACUCCUUGAUAGUGCACCAGAGAGUACACACAGGUGAGAAACCUUAUAGCUGUAGUCAAUGUGGGAAGAGUUUUACUCAACCAGACAGCCUGAUAGUGCACCAAAGAACACACACAGGAGAGAAGCCUUAUAUCUGUUAUCAAUGUGGGAAGAGCUGUACUACAUCUAGCCAUCUAAUUGUACACCAGAGAACACACACAGGAGAGAAAGCUUUUAGCUGUGAUCAAUGUGGGAAGAGUUUUGGUACAUCUAGCCAUCUAAUUGUACACCAGAGAACACACACAGGAGAGAAACCUUAUAGCUGUGGGCAAUGUGGGAAGAGUUUUGGUCAAUCUGGCCAUCUGACAGUGCACCAGAGAAGACACACAGGAGAGAAACCUUAUAGCUGUGAGCAAUGUGGGAAGAGUUUUGGUCAAUCUGGCCAUCUGACAGUGCACCAGAGAAGACACACAGGAGAGAAACCUUAUAGCUGUUAUCAAUGUGGGAAGAGUUGUACUACAUCUAGCCAGCUAAUUGUACACCAGAGAACACACACAGGGGAGAAACUAUGUAGCUGUGAUCAAUGUGACAAGAGAUUCUCCGAUAAAAGACAUCUGAUCAAACAUCAGAAAAUACAUUCAUGAAGGAAUUGUUUCAUGAUAUCAGUGAAAUAUCCCACCUAGCAAAAUGUAAUUGAAAAGAAAAGAAGACUAUGCUCGAAGUCCAAUAUUCGUUCCGUGGUUGUUGAAAGUUGAAAUAUGUAUUUUCAGGUCGUUUUUUUUAAUGACUUGAAAACAACUUAAUUUCAACGUACUUGCAGCCUAAACACAUGGAUGCAGUAUAAUAAAUUGGUUUAUAACCAAUUUUAUUAACAAUCUGACAUCACUCUAGUAUUUCCUGACAACAUUCAAAUGCUAAUUGUCUUUAUUCCACUACUGAAGAAGCAUAACUCAAAUCACCUCAUAUAUCAAACAUCCAGCCUGACAAAAGAUACAUGUUUUAUUAUUUCAUGCCUCACCAUUACGUUAAUUGUUGCCACUAGAUAUUAACAAAGGGGUGUACAUUUGGUUUUGAUAUUUCAUAUUUACAAUUAUGUAACAUUAAGUAAUCAUAAUUAUUUAUGCAACCAACUGACAAUUUUUGGGUACAAUUAUAUUGACAUUGAAAUUGUUAUCCUGCUUUCAUAAUGUCAGGGUUCAUUCUCAGAUGUACAUUGGGGACUGGACCCCGAUCCAACAACAUGCCUAUUGAGUGAACCCUGAAAAAGAGAGACAAGCUACACAGUGAGGUGGAAAGUUACUUCGGAUAUCGCAGGAGUUUCCUCUUGAAAUCAAAUGUCUGUGUAAGGACAACUUGGUUGCUGAUUGUCUCAAGGUUUGGCAGUCAAAAAGAUUUGUGUUUUGUAUUUAGCCAGUGUGUUGGAGAUUAGUUUUAUCUCUUAUUCUUUUCUGUAUUUUUUGGAAACUGCAUUGUUGGUUAGGGGCUCGUAAGUAAGAGUUCCAGUGUUGUAUCCGGCACAUGUGACUAAUACAAUUUGAUUUGAGUUUUGUUUGGGCUCGUUCCAAGGAGACGAGAGUUCUAGAAGCUAGUGAGUUUUAGGAAGACGAAAGUUCUAGAAGACAGUGAGUUUUCUAUAACAAAAAUAAAUAAUACGAUUGUAUGUUAUUAUUUAGAAAUGAGUUUUUUCUUGUUUUUAAUUGUUGACAGCUAGUUAACAAUAUUUUUUAUAUUGUAGAAGGUGAAGCAUUGUAGUUGAUUAUGUGAAAUGGAAGUUGUUUUUUGUUGGCGGUGAGCAAACUUGUCCAACAAAAAUAUAGGAUAUAUUGGUUGUCUUAAUAGGGAAGGUGUUACAUACAGGCUUUGGUUUUUCCAUUUAUAUUUUGAGAUUAGAGCGUAGGAAAUGGGGAUACCUAGUCAGUUGUACAACUGAAUGCAUUCAACUGAAAUGUGUCUUGGGUGCACUGAUUGGAGUCGUCGUUAGUCAGUAUGUGUUACACCUGUGCUGGCUUAUCCAUCUCGUUAGUGGGAAGGGGUUUCACCUGAGCUGGUCCAGGUUCUAUUUAAGAGUGUCUGGCCCAGUGCUCCAGUUGUCUUGAUAGAUGUCUUGAUAGAUGUGGAGAGUCAACACCUUUAGUUGCUCCACCUUUUUGGUUUGCUUCCUGUCUUUAAAUUUGGUGUGGGUUCUUCAUUUGUUUUCCUCUUCUUGGGAAUAUUUAGUGGGUCUCAUGGUGGGGGUCUUUUAGGUCCCAGUGGUUGUUACUAGUCAACUUUCAGUGGACACCCCCAUAGUGUCUUUCAGAACCCUUUAUAUUUUGGGAUGGAUAUUGCAUCCAAUUAAUAUUUUAAUCAAUUGCAUUUCCUUUAGGUGCUCAGUUGUCAGUCUUCUGUUUUUAAUCCUCAAUAUUUAUUUUUAUUCGGGUUUUCCAUUGUGUUGUAUCCUGUCUGAAAUGUGCUGUAUAAAUAAAGCUUGAUUUGAACAAAUGAA